Messenger RNA from Talaromyces atroroseus, 1785 nucleotides. RefSeq lists its product as hypothetical. Gene Ontology annotation, molecular function: ATP binding; glucokinase activity; mannokinase activity. The coding region runs from base 1 to 1785 and encodes 594 amino acids. The record is from RefSeq and is a predicted model, not a curated record. The transcript is spliced from 2 exons. Gene Ontology annotation, biological process: glycolytic process; glucose 6-phosphate metabolic process; intracellular glucose homeostasis. NCBI's taxonomy places the organism in Eukaryota, Fungi, Ascomycota, Eurotiomycetes, Eurotiales, Trichocomaceae. Gene Ontology annotation, cellular component: mitochondrion; cytosol.
AUGGCCACCACUCCUGACAGCCCUUCUCUCCAGCAAUUCCUCUCUCCCCUCACAGCCCCCCUCUCAGAGCCCUCCCUCUACCGCCUCUCAUACCACUUCUCCCAGACCUACAAACAUCUCGCUGCCUGCUCCACAGAGUACUUUUUCCCCACGCCCAUCACGCAUCUGCCCACUGGCCGAGAGCAAGGCCGGUAUCUAGCCGUGUACGUGGGCCUGUACUACUUGCAUGUGGGCUUUAUCGAGCUGCUAGGCUGUGACCAAGGACUUGGACUUGGCCAGGAAUAUGCCGCCAGAAGAAAGAAGAAAAUCCCCGUCCGCCGAACGCUGGAAAAGGCGUGGCCAAUUGAAGCGCGGCUGAAAUGGGAGCACCCUGUCGAGUUCUUUGCGUGGAUAGGCACUUGUAUUGCCGAGGUUGUGGGCGAUAGUAUGCGCAAUGAGAAUGAGCAGAUUGACGAUGACGCGAGAGAGGAGUUGGUUGCUGGGAUUUCGUUUUGCUUUCCUAUUGUUCAGAAAUCCCUCGAUGAAGCCGUGCUUUUACCAACCAGUAAAGGGUUCGCGCUCGCAUCAGAUCUGAAUCUGCAGCAGGCGUUAUUGGAUGGCUACGAAUGGCACACUCGACCGCACUCCACUGGCUCAUCAGAAGAGGAAGAAGAAGAAGAAGAAAAAAAAGCGCGAACAUCAAAACGCCGCAAAAAGCACAUUUCCCUGCCAAAACUGAAAAUAGCAGCAAUGACCAACGACACUGUAGCCACCUUUGCCUCACUGGCAUAUAGCAUCAAAUCACUGCAUGCGGUGCCCAACAACAGCCGCGUCGUCAUGGGCCUGAUGGUAGGCGCAGGCUGUAAUGCGACUGUGCCCAUGAAAGUGUCGAGCCUGCAUCCGUCCAAGACGGAGUUUAUCACUGCUGAUAGCGAUAGCAAUAGCAAUACGGAAAAAGAAACACUGGUCAGCACAGAAUGGACUCUGCUCCGCUCCAGCCAGCCCCUCCUCGACAUGCACCUGCUGACGCGCUGGGACAAACAUAUCUCAGCCCAGUCUCAACCCCCCGGCUUCCAGCCCAUGGAAUACAUGGUUGGCGGCCGAUACAUGGGCGAAUUGGUGCGCCUCAUAGUGCUGGAAUAUUUCACGAUCAUCCUCAAAAUCCCGCGCGACAUUUUGCCGUGGCGCCUGCUCGAGAGCGGCGGGUUGACCACCGAGUUUUUGUCGUUGAAUGUUGCUUCCUCUUUCUCAUCACCAGCACUACAUAAUGAUGAUCAUCUCGACCACACCGAGGAAGCAAAAGAGGGAAAAGAAGAAAAAGAAGACGCCGCCCUCGCCUCCACCCUCAACACCCACCUCCCCUCCGCCAAGGGCUGGACCUGGAACGCCGACAAAGCCCGCAUUCUGCGCACAGUCGCAUACGCCGUGCAAUCGCGCUCUACGGCGAUUAUUGCCGCUGCCACCGUGGGCCUGUUGGCUUGUAUUGGCGAAAUCCACCUUGAGCCUGCCCCUGCCCCUACUCCAGCGCCUACUGACAAGGGGGAUGGAAUUGGAACAUGGAACCACGGCCCCGAAGAACUCGUCGUUGCUUUCAGUGGCGGGCUAAUCCAGAACUACCCACGCUACAAGGAGAAUGUGCAGCGGCACAUUGACCGGUUGCUGGUGCACGGGGGUCCGCAGCAGGGCGGGAAGAGUAUAUUGUUGCGCGAGGUGAGUGAUGGAGGCAUUAUUGGGGUUGGUGUUUUGGCGGGGUGUUCGGUGAGGCGCGGGAUUGAGGGGAUUGUUGGGUCGAGGUUGGAUGUUUGA